AUGGCUUUGGAUGAUCAUUUCGAAGAUAAUGGAUCCACAUCAGGUGGUGACAAUAAUAAUAAUGAUGAAAUGGUUGUUGGUGAUCAUAGUCAUAUUAAUUUAGAGCAGUCAGAGAUUCAAUUUAGAACCAUGGCUGCAGCAUUGGAAUCCGAAUCCCAAAUGUACCGACUUGACCAAAAGAAAGAAGAUUUGGAAGGACGUGCUGUUGAUACAGAGGAAGACUUUAAACUCCGAAAAUACUUUGAAGAUUCCCACCGUAUGUCAAUGGAAAAUGGUGUAAAACCAAAAAAGAUGGGUGUCUCUAUUCAUAAUCUAACCGUUGUUGGUAGAGGUGCUGACGUCAGUGUUAUUAGUAAUAUGCUUUCACCUUUUAAAUUUAUUUUCAAUCCAAGAAAAUGGUUUAAUAAUAAUGGUACCACUUUUGAUAUUUUACAUAAUAUAAAUACAUUCUGUAAAGAUGGUGAAUUAUUAUUAGUACUUGGUAGACCGGGUGCAGGUUGCAGUACCUUGCUUAGAUUGAUUUCCAAUCAACGUAAUACUUAUGUCUCUGUAAAAGGUGAUAUAAACUAUGGUGGUAUCAAAUCUGAAGACUGGGCUAGAUAUCGUGGUGAAGCCAUCUACACACCAGAGGAAGAUGUUCAUCAUCCAACCCUUACUCUUCGUCAAACUCUCGAUUUUGCAUUGAAAUGCAAAACACCAGGAAACCGUUUACCCGAUGAGACCAAACGUAGUUUCCGUGAGAAGAUCUUUAAUCUCUUGGUCAAUAUGUUUGGUAUCGCCAAACAAGCCGACACCAUGGUUGGUAAUGAAUUUGUUCGUGGUCUCUCUGGUGGUGAGCGUAAGCGUAUGACUAUCACAGAGGCAAUGGUAUCUGGUGCACCCAUCAUCUGUUGGGAUUGCUCUACCCGUGGUCUCGAUGCUGCAUCCGCUCUUGACUAUGCCAAAUCGAUUCGUAUCAUGUCCGACACCAUGAACAAGACAACUAUUUGCUCUUUCUACCAAGCGUCCGAUUCAAUCUAUUCAUUAUUCGACAAGGUUAUAGUCUUGGAAAAGGGUCGUUGUAUCUACUUUGGUCCAGGUACCGAAGCCAAGAAAUACUUUUUGGAUCUCGGAUUCGAAUGCGAGCCACGUAAAUCAACACCAGACUUUUUGACUGGUGUAACCAAUCCACAAGAGAGAAUGAUUCGUCCAGGCUUUGAAGAGUCUGCACCACAAACAUCGGCAGAGUUUGAAGCUGCAUGGUUGCGUUCUCCUUUGUAUCAUGCAAUGCUUGACGAGCAAUCCGCUUAUGACAAGCAAAUCGAAAUCGAACAACCAUCGAUCGACUUUGUUGCAGAGGUUAGAGCCGAGAAAUCUCGUACCACUUCAAAGAGUCGUCCAUACACAACAUCAUUCUUUACACAAGUUCGUGCCUUGACCAUCCGUCACUUCCAAUUGAUCUGGGGUAACAAGUUCUCCUUGUUUUCACGUUAUACCUCUGUUCUGAUCCAAGCAUUCGUUUAUGGUUCAGUUUUCUUUUUGCAAAAAGAUAACCUCCAGGGUCUAUUUACUCGUGGUGGUGCUAUUUUCGGUAGUUUGCUUUUCAACGCAUUCCUUUCACAGGGAGAGUUGGUUAUGACCUAUAUGGGACGUCGUGUACUUCAGAAACACAAAACCUAUGCUCUCUAUAGACCAUCGGCAUAUCACUUGGCACAGAUUAUCACCGAUAUACCUAUUACGUUUGUCCAAGUGACUCUGUUUUCCAUUAUCGCAUACUUUAUGUUUGGUUUCCAAUAUCGUGCGGAUCAGUUCUUUAUUUGGUUGUUCACUUUACUAGGAUCAUCAUUGUGUAUCACCAAUCUUUUCCGUGCAUUUGGUAACUUUACCCCAUCACUCUAUGUUGGUCAAAAUAUGAUGUCCGUCUAUUUGAUCUUCAUGUUAACCUAUGCAGGUUACACAGUUCCUUAUCCAAAGAUGCAUCCAUGGUUCCAAUGGUUCUUCUGGAUCAAUCCAUUCGCCUACGCCUUCAAAGCUCUGAUGUCCAACGAAUUUAAGGAUAUGACUUUCGAUUGUUCUGAGGCUGCCAUUCCAUAUGGACCAGCCUACCAAAAUAUGAAUGACUACCGUAUCUGCCCAACUAGUUAUUCCACACAAGGUGAUCUUAAAAUCUAUGGUACCGACUACCUCUAUGAGGAGCUCAGAUUCAAGAUCAGUCAACGUGCUCUUAAUGUCAUUGUUAUCUAUCUCUGGUGGUUGGUCUUUAUUGCCAUGAACAUGAUUGCACUCGAAGUAUUCGACUGGACAUCUGGUGGUUACACUCAAAAGGUCUACAAGCCAGGCAAGGCUCCAAAGAUGAAUGAUGCAGAGGAUGAAAAGAUCCAAAAUAAGAUUGUAGCAGAGGCCACCGGUAAAAUGAAGGAGACCCUUAAAAUGAGAGGUGGUGUCUUUACAUGGAAGCACAUCAAUUACACUGUACCAGUUCCAGGUGGAACUCGUUUGCUUCUGGAUGAUGUUGAGGGUUGGAUCAAGCCAGGUGAGAUGACCGCUCUUAUGGGUUCUUCUGGUGCCGGUAAGACUACUCUCCUUGAUGUCUUAGCCAAACGUAAAACAAUGGGUACCAUUGAAGGUAAACAAUGUCUCAAUGGAAAACCAUUGGAUAUCGAUUUCGAGCGUAUCACUGGUUACGUUGAGCAAAUGGAUGUCCACAACCCAAAUCUCACUGUUCGUGAAUCACUUCGUUUCAGUGCCAAGAUGCGUCAAGAUCCAUCGAUCUCUAUCGAAGAGAAAUAUGAAUAUGUUGAACACGUCUUGGAAAUGAUGGAGAUGAAACAUCUUGGUGAUGCACUCAUCGGUGAUCUUGAAACUGGUGUUGGUAUCUCUGUGGAAGAACGUAAACGUUUAACAAUUGGUGUCGAAUUAGUUGCUAAACCACAUAUUCUUUUCUUGGAUGAACCAACUUCAGGUUUAGAUGCUCAAUCUUCUUAUAAUAUUGUUAAAUUUAUUAGAAAGCUUGCAGAUGCUGGUAUGCCGUUGGUUUGUACAAUUCAUCAACCAUCAUCAGUAUUAUUUGAAUACUUUGAUCGUUUGUUACUUUUGGCCAAGGGUGGUAAGACUGUGUACUUUGGUGAUAUCGGGGAAAGAUCACACACUCUUACAUCAUACUUCCAAAACCAUGGAGUUCGACCAUGCACUGAAUCAGAGAAUCCAGCUGAAUACAUUUUGGAAGCUAUUGGUGCCGGUGUACAUGGUAAAUCUGAUGUUGAUUGGCCAGCUGCAUGGAAAUCUUCACCAGAGUGUGCACAAAUCCAUGCUGAAUUGGAUGGACUUGAAAAAACCGAUCUCUCCUUCUCUAAAGAUGAAUCACACAAUGGUCCAGCUAGAGAAUUUGCCACCAACCAGUGGUACCAAUUCUGGGAGGUUUACAAGCGUAUGAAUAUUAUUUGGUGGCGUGAUCCUUAUUAUUCUUUCGGUCGUUUUGCUCAAGCCGGAAUCGUUGGAUUAAUUAUUGGUUUCACAUUUUAUGACCUUCAAGAUAGUUCGUCUGAUAUGACUCAACGUAUCUUUGUAAUCUUCCAAGCUCUCAUUCUUGGUAUUAUGAUGAUCUUUAUUGCACUUCCUCAACUAUUCAAUCAAAGAGAAUACUUUAGACGUGAUUAUGCCAGUAAAUUCUAUUCCUACCUUCCAUUCUCAAUCUCAAUAGUAUUGGUUGAGUUGCCAUACCUCGUAAUCACAGGAACCAUCUUCUUUGUCUGCACUUUUUGGACAUCCGGAUUGCAAUAUAGUGCUAUCACAGGAUUCUACUUUUGGAUUUAUUUUGUACUGUACCUAUUCUUUUGUGUAUCAUUUGGUCAAGCAGUCGGUGCCAUCUGUGUCAACAUUAUUAUGGCAAAAUUCAUCAUUCCAUUGCUCAUUGUAUUCUUGUUCUUAUUUUGUGGUGUAAUGGUUCCACCAGAUCAGUUACCAAAGUUCUGGGAAUCGUGGACUUAUCACUUGAUGCCAAGCCGAUACUUCGUGGAGGGUAUCGUAACCAAUGUCCUCCAACAUGUCACUGUUGUAUGCACUGAAGAAGAUAAAAUCAAAUUUACACCACCACCCAAUCAAAAUUGUGACCAAUACACCCAAGUAUUCCAAACAUAUGCUACUGGUACUGUCACAGGUGGAAACUCUUCAGAAUGUAGUUAUUGUAUCUAUAAGGAUGGUAGAUCAUAUUAUCAUACCUUAGGUUGGUCCGAAGAAAAUGAUUGGCGUAACUUUGGUAUCCUCGCAUGUUAUUGGGUUUUCAAUGCUUUACUCUUAACUGGUUUCAUAUAUCUUUCAAGAAAACAAAGAAGAUAA
Messenger RNA from Heterostelium album PN500, 4314 nucleotides. RefSeq names its product ABC transporter G family protein. The coding region runs from base 1 to 4314 and encodes 1437 amino acids. The record is from RefSeq and is a predicted model, not a curated record. Gene Ontology annotation, biological process: transmembrane transport; aggregation involved in sorocarp development; sorocarp morphogenesis. Gene Ontology annotation, molecular function: ATP binding; ATP hydrolysis activity; ABC-type transporter activity. The transcript has 3 exons. Lineage: Eukaryota; Evosea; Eumycetozoa; Acytosteliales; Acytosteliaceae. Gene Ontology annotation, cellular component: membrane.